UCAAGACUCCUGACUCCAAACCCACUUCAAUAAGUCUCUUUCCCUCAGUCUCUCGCUCACGCAACGCUUUCCCGGAAACUAACAAACGAAGAACACAAAAGACGGACGCAUAUACACCUGCGCAAAACCCUCAUGAGGGCGCAGCGAACGUCGAUCCACGCCGUGUCAACAUGGGUGCGGCGACAGCCGCCGAAAGUGAAGGCUUUCUUGGCCGUGGUAUCGGGCAUGGCGGCGUUGGUUCUGCUCCGAUUCAUCGUCCACGACCACGACAACCUCUUCGUCGCCGCAGAGGCCGUUCACUCUAUCGGAAUCUCCGUUCUCAUCUACAAACUCAUGAAGGAGAAGACCUGUGCUGGACUAUCUCUCAAGUCUCAGGACUUAACAGCUAUUUUUUUAGCUGUUAGGCUGUACUGCAGUUUUGUUAUGGAAUAUGAUAUACACACCCUCCUUGAUUUAGCUACAUUGGCAACAACCUUGUGGGUUAUUUAUAUGAUCCGCUUUAAACUGAAGUCUAGUUACAUGGAGGACAAAGACAACUUUGCAAUAUACUAUGUGGCGGUUCCCUGUGCUGUGUUAGCUUUGUUUAUUCAUCCAUCAACUUCUCACCAUUUUGUGAAUAGAAUCUUCUGGGCAUUCUGUGUCUAUCUGGAAGCCGUUUCAGUUCUACCCCAGUUGCGGGUGAUGCAGAAUACAAAAAUUGUUGAACCAUUCACUGCUCAUUAUGUGUUUGCUUUGGGUGUGGCAAGGUUCUUGAGCUGUGCCCAUUGGGUUCUUCAGGUUUUAGAUAGUCGUGGACACUUGCUGGUAGCAUUGGGUUACGGAUUAUGGCCUUCUAUGGUUCUUAUCUCAGAAAUUGUCCAGACUUUCAUCUUGGCAGAUUUCUGUUACUAUUAUGUCAAAAGUGUUUUUGGUGGCCAGCUUGUCCUUCGUCUUCCCUCUGGUGUGGUGUGACAGGGAGACUCCUUGCCGGAUACGGUCAAUGAAUGCAGUGCCAUCUAAAGAUUAACUUAACUGGGCAAUCUGGGGGGUUAUCCUUGUUUAAGUUACGGUUUUUGGUCUCCACACGGUUUUGAUUCUCCCUGUAAUGACUAUUUGUCAAAUGUAUUUGUAAAGAUGGGGAUGCAGAAGACUUUGAUAUUUAUAUAUGAAAACUUGAUUCAGUUGGUUGGUCUA
Molecule: messenger RNA, 1173 nt
Organism: Carya illinoinensis
Lineage: Eukaryota; Viridiplantae; Streptophyta; Magnoliopsida; Fagales; Juglandaceae
Product: ER lumen protein-retaining receptor erd-2.2-like
Exons: 6
Coding region: 133-951 (272 amino acids)
Biological process (GO): protein retention in ER lumen
Cellular component (GO): membrane
Molecular function (GO): ER lumen protein retrieval receptor activity
Source: RefSeq, a predicted model, not a curated record